Closterium sp. NIES-65 is the source of this 2337-nucleotide messenger RNA. NCBI's taxonomy places the organism in Eukaryota, Viridiplantae, Streptophyta, Zygnematophyceae, Desmidiales, Closteriaceae. The record is from the annotation of a GenBank genome assembly.
AUGACCUCACUCCCGACAGCUCUCAGCAGCAGCGGCGGCGGGGGGAAGGUGGUUCUGGUGGGGGUGCGACUGCACCAGCCGAACGCGAAUCUCCUGUGGGGCGGCGGCAGCAGCAGCAGCAGCGGCGGCGGCGCGGCAAUCUCGAGGGAGGGGCAGGCGCUGGUGGAAUUCACUCUCGCGCGGCUGGUGGUGCCCGGCGAUCGUAUUGUCGCCAUGGCCGUCCGGAUAGUCCGCGCCCCGCACACCUCAGGGUCGCGCAAGGCACGGUUCAACUCAGAGCAGGACGGGGAGGAGGAGGAGGACGCGAGCCAGAGAAUGCUGGCAGCCCUGCACCCCAAGAUCGAGGUGGCUGCUGCGAAACAGAUCACUCUCCAAGUUGUUGUGCGCUCGGCCCCUCGUGUGCGAGACGCGCUGCUCUACGAGGCAAAGCUGCUCAAGGCGGGGCUGGUGGUCAUAGGGCCCGUGCGACGCACCAUCACGCUUAUUGGUGGCAGUGCCGGGUCUGAUGUGGACAUGAUGACGUUUCUCGCCGACCGGCUGUCUGCCAGCUGCAAGAUCAUGCUCGUCUCAAAUAACGCCUGCUCCGCUACAAGACAAGGGAAAGUGCCUGUUCCGCCUACCUCCCCCCAAUCUCCGCGGAUAGACCCAGGGGGAGGGGGAGGGGGGAGUGGCAUGGGGGAAGGGGGAGGGGGGAGUGGCUUGGGGGGAGGGGGAGCGGGGCAGGGGUCAGGGGAGUAUGGAGGGGGGUCUGAUGGGGGCGGUGGGGUACCGAAUGGGGGAGGAAGCAGAGGAGCAAUGGGGGGAGGGAUGGGGGGAGGAAUGGGGGGAGGGGGGGUUAUGGGGGGAGGGGGAGGGGACAGUGGUGGGGGCUGGCAGCAAUGUCCCAGAUCUCCCCGAUCCCAAUCCAACGGCCAGGAUUUCUUCGCCCCUCCCCCAUCCCCAGUCCCUCCUGCCCCGCCGACCGAAAUCAUUCGGGAAGUAUACGGGCAGGACGAGUACGGGCAGCAGGAAUUUUACCUGGACGAGCUCCUAUUGGCCACGGAUAAUUUCUCCCCGCAGAGAUUGAUCGGGGAGGGCGGCAGUGGUCAGGUGUUUGUGGGGAUGCUUCCACCUGGCAGGUGCCCUCAGGUGGAAUCCCAGGGUGGGGGGAGCGAGGGGUGGGGGAGAGGGGGAUGGGGGGAGGGCGGAACAGGGGGGGACGCAGCAGGGGGGGGCGCAGGGGGGGGGGAGCGGCAGUGGUGCGGCCAGUGGGGGUUGUCGGAAGGUAGCGGUGAAGAGACUGCGAUGGUGGGGGCCGGCUGUAGCGGACGUGCAGGGGGCGGCAAACGCUCGGCAGUUUCUGGCGGAGCUGCGUGUGUUGAGGCGCAUCCGGCACCCGAGCCUGCUGGGGCUGCUGGGGGUGUGUGCGACGGCGGGGGAGCUGCUGAUGGGAGCCUCAGGGUGCUGAGGCGCAUUCGGCACCCGAGCCUGCUGGGGCCGCUGGGGGUGUGUGCGAUGGCGGGGGAUUUUCUCAUGGUGUUUGACGUCCUCCCCAAUGGGUCGCUGCAGACGAGGCUGAGAGGUAAGGUGAGCGGUGGGAAGCAUGGGGCGGUGGGAAGCAUGGGGCGGUGGGAAGCAUGGGGCGGUGGGAAGCAUGGGGCGGUAUCAGUAGAUGCUGGAAGCGAAAACCCCUGUUCCCCUCCCGUCCGUGUGGCAGACCACACAAAGCCCCCGCUACCUUGGGAUCUCCGCAUGCGCAUCGCGUGUGAGGCGGCCACCGGGCUGGCCUUCCUGCACUCGUGCCGGCCGCCCAUCAUCCAUCGGGACGUGAAGGCGGCCAAUGUGCUGCUGGAUGCCAACAUGCACGCGCUGGUCUCCGAUUUUGGGCUGGCCAAGGUAGCUUCAGAUCAGUACACCCAGCCAAUGGCAGUUACCAGCAUCAUGGGCACCAGAGGCUACGUGGCACCAGAGUACGUGCAGACCGGCCUCAUAACAGCAGCAAUAGAUGUGUACGCGUUUGGAGUCAUUCUCCUGGAGCUUAUAACGGGUCAUGUGCCCUUCCACCCCGGCAGGCAACCCCCCAACCUCUCUGCCUGGGCCAUCCCCAUUGCCAACAACGAGGAGUUUAGGGCCAUCCCCAUCGCCAACAAUGAGGAGUUCACUCGCCUUGUGGAUUACCGACUUGAGGGCCGCUACGAUUUAGCGCAGCUGCAGGCAGUGUCCAUGCUGGCCGUGCUGUGCCUUGCUGCGAACCCCAAGCACCGACCGCCGAUGGAUCAGGUGCGUCUCGUGCACAGGGCAGGGAGGGGCAUUGAGAGGCUUGACCCCGCGCAGCUGCAGGCAGUGUCCAUGCUGUGA